UUAUGUUUUUGAUGGAAAGCCCCCUGAAUUAAAGUCUGGUGAGGUAAUGGUUGAACAUAGUUGUGUUUGUUGUAUGUUAUGCCCAGUUUUACACUGUUUUACAGUAGUUGUAGGACGAAUCGUAUGCUACAUCUUAUGUUUAACCCCUUAAGUUGCAUUGCGCCCCAAUGGGACCGGGACCUACUUUAUUACAAUAUUUUACUCAUUAAGGGGACGUGCUUCUCAAUGCCGGGUUAAGAGAACUGAUGCUACUCUAUUUUAGCUUGCAAAAAGAACAGAAAGAAGGGAACAGGCACAAAAGGAACUUCAAGAGGCUGAAGAAGCAGGUUUGGUACUAUUAUUAUUAUUUGGUAUUUAUUUAUUCUGUCACUUUAAACAACCUCCAAUAGAUACAGGGCUGCAAAUAAAUAUUUGACUUGACAGGACAUUUGUCCGAUCACUUUUAAUUUUGGUCGGACAUAACUUGAAUUUGGUCGGACAAAAACUAACAUCACUACGUUUUGAUCGGACAUAUAUACGUCACAAGAUAUAUAUAAGUCACGAGACAAGUAUGCAUGUAUAUAGCCAUUCCGGCGCAACGUUAAGUAAAAUGCUAGAAUGCUUCGUAAACUUUAUUGCAAAAUGCAAAUUGAGUGAAUUUGCAAUCGGAUUUUGUCACAGCAAAAAAAGUAUAAUUUUUUUGUGAUCGGACCAAUGUCCGAUCAAAAUUACUUUUGCUCGGACAUUUGCCAAAUUUAGUCGGACAUUGUCCGAUGUCCGACAGUAAUUUGCAGCCCUGAGAUAUUUACCUGUAUAUAAAACUGGCAAAUGGAAAAUCAAAAUAAAUUUUUUUCAAUCUACAGGGGAUACGGAAAUGAUUGAUAAAACUCAACGUCGUCUGGUAAGUUGCAACUAUUUUAGUUAAAAAAUUUUAAUUCAGGUGGAAUGUGGACAAGAAUAAAAUACAAUUUCUAAAAAAAUCCUUCAGGUUAAAGUGACAAGACAACACAAUGAUGAAUGCAAGACCGUUUUGAAGUUAAUGGGUGUUCCACAUGUAGAUGUAAGUGUUAAUGUCAUCCAGUAUUUUAAUUUAGAUAUGGUGAUUAAAUGUUUCUGAUGUACAAUUUUAAACGCAAUCUUUGCACAUAUGAAAUGCAUUUAGCUUGCAUUUAUCAUGCUAAACACCAAUGUUUAUUUACACCAAUUUUAUAAACACCAAUGUUUAUUAGAGACUGCUAAUCAUGUAUGACAGAUAAUCCAUUUUAGCAUAAACACAAACUAACCCUCAAGUUUAUACUUACUGUAACUGUUUAGUUUAUGUAUUUCUGCUCGUUCAGAACUUCAGAGAAGAUAACUCCCUCUGACCCAGACAAGAUUUCAGAAGAAAUAUUUCCAAAUUUAUAAACAAGCUGUUAGAUAGUUUGCUUCAAAUUUUACAUUGGGUUAAGCUAUAAUCGGCUUUCAAACAACCAACCCCUGGGUGCAAAUAAUGUCUGAUAUUCUUUUGAUAGUUCACCUUAUGUUGCAUAUAAUUAUACACAGGCAAAUUAUAAGACAAACUAUCUUUUCAUUGCCAAUGUUCAUCCAGACGGAUAUCUUCUGUCUCUGGUAUAAAUCAGGCCAUUGUUGGUGGAUUUUGAAAACGAAUUUUCUGUUUUCCCUAGGCACCAUGUGAAGCAGAGGCACAGUGUGCUUCUCUUGUUGCAAACGGAAAGGUAUGUAAUUACCAGGGCUUCACUAUUGUAUUUGUAUUGUAACAGUGUUGUAGGGUGAGUUUACUAAGGACUAUCGUGCAGCAGAUUGUGGUCAACUGGCAGUUGUCAGAGUGAGAAUCAAAGUAUUAAUUUCCAGCACUGAUUAUAAUUGACCAUUUGCGUAAUACACUAAAUUUUGAACUAAACAAGUCUAGACAAAAAUUUCAUCACAGCUUGAAGGAGCAUCACAAAAUUAGUAAUAUUCCAAAGUUUCGUUGCAAAAUGUCGUAAAAUGCGGAAAAUAUAGCCUUGCGAAAUUUGCAAUUUUCAGUCAUUUUAGAUUACAAACGGGAAAUUGACAGCCCCAAACCCUUUGAGGCUGUCAAUUUCCGGUUUGUAAUCUAAAAUGACUGAAAAUUGCAAAUUUCGCAAGGCUAUAUUUUCCGCAUUUUACAACAUUUUGCAACGAAACUUUGGAAUAUUACUAAUUUUGUGAUGCUCUUUCAAGCUGUAAUGAAAUUUCUGUUGAGAUAAAAAUUUAGUCUAUUACGCAAAUGGUCAAUUGGAGGCGAAUAAAUAAGAGAAUGUGUCCACAUGUUUAAAGUUCAUUGACAGACCAUCAUCGGCUGCUCUAGCGAUUACUGAAACUUGCCCUUUUACUCUGUUUUCCCAAGGUUUAUGCUACAGCAACAGAAGAUAUGGACAGCUUGACAUUUGGUUCUUUAAUAACUUUGCGACACAUGACAUUUAGUGAGGCAAGGUAUAGGCUUGUAUUAAGGAUGUCUAAGGUUCUUGCUUUUCCCCCAUUCUAGUUGACUACUUUUUCCGUGCUUAGGAAAAUGCCAAUCCAAGAGUUUCACUUGAACAAAAUUUUGGAAGAACUAAGCUUGUCAAAAGAUGAAGUAAGCUAAAGUAAUUUAUUUCCUCGUUUUUAGUGUGAAGUUUCUUCGAAACUUCACAGUAUUGUGAUGACUGGGGGGAAAUUCACACGAAUCAGUCAGUCAUUCAUUCAGUCAUACAGUAAACUUUCCGGGGGGUGUGUACGAUUUAUGUUCGUAGUGAUUUAUUGUGCUUUGUCAGUACUUUGAAGGUUAUUUAAGCAAUUUCAGUUGACUUAUUUACAUAUUCUGUUAUCCUUUUGCCAAGUUCACAAAAAAUUUCGAGGAAUCGCUUUUGUUAUUGUAAUUUUUUGUAAAUUUUAAAACAUUCGCUUCUCAUGUUGUGUAAAGGAUCUUUACCCCGGAACACCCGAUUUUUCUUUAGUAGCGCAAAUGCGCAUGCGCUAUCAAGCCGUAGAUCACGAUGGCGUGACGAUAUGCUAGGAAGGAGUGACAGUGUUGUUUUCAGAUGUAUAAACAUUUCAGACGUGAAUAUUGAGUAAAUGUUUGAAAAUCUACGCAAUAUAUAAAUUGAUCUUAUGCAUUACGGGCGUUCAAUUAAGUGCCGAUAAUAUUUAGACGGUAUAUUCAUUAUACAGAGCUAGGAAGGAGCUAGAACGCCUAGACAGUGCAGUUAACACUCAACUCUCAAGUGCAUAAACAUUUCAGACGUAUUAAAUAUUGAGUCGAAAAUCUUUGAGAUUCUAGGCAUUCAAUUGAGUGCUGAUAUUAUUUUCACGGUAUACUCAUUAUACGGAGGUAUACAGUACGUGCGAAGAAGCGAGACUGUGUUGUUUUCAAGUAUAUAAACAUUUCAGACAUGAAUAUUGAGAAAAUCUUUGAGAUUCUACGCAAUAAUAUAAUAUAUAAAUUGAUGUUAUGGCAUUCAAUUAAGUGCCCAUCGAUAUUAUUUAGACCGUGUAUUCACUAUACAUUCUCAUUGACUGUAUAAGGUGCUACAUCACAGAACUCAGUACAAAGAGCGAAAAAUUGCAUCAGAUCAAUAAAGCGUAAACAACUAUUAAACAGAAGCGGGUGUUUGUACAGGCGUUUGCGAAGAAAAUUUUGCGAGACGAAAGAAAUCAGUCGAGUCAGAGCUCCUUAAUACCUUAUUUAAAUAAGAAAGACGAGGAGAUAGCCAAUGUGUUAUCGCCAACGUGUUAUCGCCAAUCGCUUGGCUCGCCAACAAGAUUUAUGCAAUGGAAGAAAAAAGCAAGGAGGUACAUGUAGCCAACGUGUACUGUUACGGACCUUGUUUACUGUCUAGCACAACGCCGUUGUCAACGGUGCAAACUCGUGUUCAGUGCAACGAUAACUCUACCAGAUCUUACGAGAAUCAAUCUGUAGUAUUCUGUACACAGAACUGUAUCAAAGCUUGUCAAAACUGCUUUAAACACUGCAGCUAUAACUGUGAAACCAUCGAAAUCUAAAGUGACAUUAUUCAACACAUGCGAAAAGCUGAAAAUAGACACAACGUAACCUUCGAAAAGUCAAAGGUCAAUGAGACUUGUUAUUGUGAAACAUGUCACAAUUAGGUUAAAAUGCGGAAGCGGAUGGAGCGGAUCCACGGAACGGAUAUGCGGAUAAAAUACGGAACGGAUGAAGAUAAAAUGCUUCCUUUCAAUGAUAUAACGACGUAGUGCUUAUUAUUCGUAAUAUAUCGUAUACAGCUAUUUCAAUUAUAGUUUUAGAUAAGUUUAGCAUAGCAGUAGCCUCGUGGGGUGGCGACAGCUGCAAAUUUUAGCGACAGCUGCAAAUGCAAAUGCAAAUGAAAAUUUAGAAUAUGCAAAAUUUGGUUGUUGGUGAAACAAUUAAAAUUUAGCAUGCGUGUAGCAUCACAAUAAAUAGAUAAAUUGUGUCAGUUUCACAAGGCACGUUUCUGAUGUGUUAGGCUUGUUUCAAACGUCACGCUACUCGUGUGCCGAGCGCAUUAAAAGCAAUAGAUAAUGAGAUGAAAUGCCUUUGGUAAUUGUUUAUUUCGUAGUGUAAGCCAUCGAUUAGCUUUUCUAGGUUGUCAGCGAACCUAUAUAGUUCUUGCAGUGUCUUUUUCAAUUUGAAACUUCACACUAUCCUUGGAUCCCUAGUUGUGAUUGAAAUGAUUUAACCAAUGUCAUGGACAUACACGAAAAUGAGGCUCUAUAGCCAAAAUGAUGUACUAGUCCUGGAAGGGUGUAUUUAAAUGCUUGGUUACCUUUGCUCCAUUCUAUGUUUACAUUAUCAGAACAGUGGUAAUUCACCACUUGCACCGUGGGCGCCAUGCACGUGUACUUGGCACAGUAGGCAUAUAUGAGUUUCCUGAAAAUGUGAAUUGGAUCAGAUAAAACGUUUAGAUCUGUAAUUUUUUAUUACCGUAAUAUUGUUAAUCUAUUCUAAUUAAUUUGUAGUUUAUCGACCUCUGUAUUCUUCUUGGUUGCGAUUACUGUGAUUCUAUCAAAGGUAAACGGAACUAAACCCAUGUACAUGUUUCCAAAAGGUUUACCAAAAUUGAAUUCUCGUUGCCUUUUGUUUUGGGCUUUUCACCGUUUAGGUAUAGGACCAAAGAGAGCUAUUGAUCUGAUCAGACAACAUCGAACAAUUGAAGGAAUUAUAAAACAUAUUGAUUCUAAAGUAAGACAUCGACUUUCCCAUUUCUUAUAGCAUGGAUAAUAAAAUAAAUGGAUGGGAAACUAGCUGACGUGAUCUAAUGUUUUCAAUGGGCUGAUGGCGUGAUUGGAUGUUGAAACCUAGUUGCAAACCAAAUUCUCAAAAACGGCAUGUUUAGCAAUAAUACAGCUAAACAUUUUAGUCAAAGAAUAAAUGAAUAUAACUACGCCAUUCUACGAUGAAAUCUCUAAGUAUUCCCAGUCAAUUUUAGCAAAUAUUUGAAGCACUAAACAGUGAAAAAUGCAUCGCAAAUUUCGUUAAAAUUGGGGACGCCAAUUUCGUAGCUACAAAUGUAAAAAAAUACAAAACAAAGACGAAAAACAUUUACCUUGAAUACUUUGUCGUGGCUUAGGCAUGUUUUUAAAACAAUUAGACCGGUUUGUGCUUCAAUAUUGCUCUUUUAAGGCGGAAAAUAUAGCGAAACAACAAAAAUGCAGAGAACUUUGCAAUACGCGUGACGUCACAGAUUGCAACUAGGUUGUUUUUGCUUACGUCAGCGAGAGUCCUAUCCAUUUAUUUUAUUAUCCAUGCUUAUAGUAAUAUACACUUAAUGUCUGCUCCCGACGGAAAUAGUUAGUUUUGUUUUCCCGAGAGUCUCAAUGUUUCCCGAGACGAAGUCGAGGGAAACAUUGAGAUUCGUGUUUUGUUAUAUAACGACGAACAAAAAUCAACUUCAACAACAUUCAUAUAGUGAUAUACAACAAUUGUUUUUCGUGGCAAAAACUCUAUAGAGUAAACGAGUUUAAAAUUAAAGAACCUACUUGAACGGUUUCGGCAGCAUAUCCUGUUUCCUGUUCUGUAUUUUUCUUCCCUUUUACAUUCUUUAUUUGAACACAAACUUGGAAAAUCGUAGUUUCUAAUUAUCUGAGUUGUGCCUCCAUUUUGUUUAUUUAUGUACGUGGCCGGUCGGGGCGGGCAACAAUUUUUCACUUGUUGCUCGGCGGGAAACAUUGCAUUUAUCUGAAGUCACGUGACCACAAAUCAGCCAAUCACGUUUGGUGUUCACGUUAGCUAUAUAACAAGGCAACUUGGAACACGGACAUUGUGUGCAUAUGCGCUGAAUUAAUAUAAUUAUUUUCUUACAGAAAUAUCCUAUCCCUGAAGAUUGGAAAUACAAGGUGCGUGACUUAAUGUUGGAUGUUGACACAAAUCUAAAACAUCACGAAACCAUGGAAACAACCAAAUAUACAGUUUCAUUCUUGACCUUUCUUUCGCCAUGUAGGAAGCACGAGAAUUAUUCAAAAAUCCCGUCGUUGCUGACCCAGAAAAAGUAGAGGUAUUGUUGAAGGCAACAUUUAAUAAAGUGUUAAUCAGGGCUUUUAAACGGACGGAUAAACUUGAUCUUGAAUUUAGUUUUGAGACUCAGUCAUGUCAUUAUGUCACUAGGUGCGAUAUUCUUCUUCUGAUGGAUGUGAACGAGUGGAUAAGUUAUGAAUGUUUUAGUACUCCAAACAUUCGUAACUCAUCUACUCGUUCACAUGCAUCAGAAGGAGAAAAUCGCACUAGAAAUCGUAGCAAGAAUUGCAGGUGUAAACAGGCCUUUAAAUGUGCUGCAAAUUGAAGUUGUUUGGGUUGUAUUUGUAACGUGGAAAUAAUUUUUCCCGUGGCAACUCAGCAAAGUUAAACACACAUGUAGCAUGGAAUAUGUUUCACAAUACAAGAAAAACCAUGAACAAGAAUGGGAAAGUACGUGUAAUGAAAAGAACUAACAUUAUUUUCUCACUCUGCUUGUUGACCACUGAAAGUCUGAAAUCCACCAAUUCAAAACCAGGGAAUAAUUUGAUGCAACGUUUUCUUCUCUUCAGUUGAAAUGGAAUGAUCCAGAUGUAGAUGGCCUUGUGGACUUUCUUGUUACACAAAAAGGUUUCAGGUAAGUUCACCAAUCACGUGAACAGUAUUAGAGAGAUUCAUCUCUCACUGGCUUAGUAAACAUCUGAUUGGUUGAUCGGAUAUAUCAAACGCAUCUGAUUGGCUAAUGGUCCCUUACUGGUAGUGGACGUUGGGCUCUUUCACCUCUGAGAUUCGGUGGGAUCGAUUCUUGUUCCGAUAGUCAGAAUCAGUCAAUACACUCUCGAAAGUCGUGGGUUUUCUGUGUGUACACUUGUUCCUUCUACAGGAUUGUUGAGAAGAUGGAUGAUUGUGGUACAGUGGUUACAUACUGUAGUUAUUCCAUAGUCCUCGUGGCCGUAGUUCGAUUUGUGCAAUGUUCAUUGUUUGUUUGUAAUUUUGCCUCUGUUGCUGUAGGAAGAAUACUUCCAGUUUGACCCUGCGAAGAUCGCGGGUAUUCUCUGGAUACUCCGGUUUUCUCCUGUAGUAACACUUGGCCAACAAGGGAUUACUCUUACUGGACUCGUAGGGAGUACAGUGUAGAACUGAUGGAGUUAUCCAGUGUAUCACUCCGUGUAAAAGAAUCCGAAAUCCAGCAAAUUUCAUGCUUUGGAAUCCACAAUCCAGAGCAUGGAAUCCGGAAUCCAGUUUAUUGAUAGAAUCUUAAAUCCAGAUAAGAAUCCAUUUACUUUUACGAGGAUAGAAUCCGGCGUCCACGACUUGGGAUUCUGAUUCUGAGUUCUUCAUGGAUUCCUUUACAUAGGGCGAAGUAUAACUAAAGUGGUUUCCUAUAAUAAAACUAGACCAACAAUUAAUAGCCUGAUAUAGCUAUACAAUAAGGAGCCUGAUAUAGCUAUACAAUAAGGUUGUUUAGAUUAGAUUUCUGACUAGACCCGUCAUGUAUCUCCUUUUAGUGAGGACAGAAUCCGAUCUGGGAUUACAAAACUACAGAAAGCGCGAAAGACAUCAGUUCAAGGCAGACUCGAUGGUUUCUUUAAAGUGAUUUCAACAACACCUAACGCUACGAACAAACGCAAGAACGACAGCAAAAAGACGAAAGGACCUGCUGCCAAAAAAGCGAAGGCAGGUAGCUUUGGUAAACGACGAUAACGGUAAAAAAACUUUUUAUUAUUUUUUGACAAAAAAACUUGGUUCUUUCUUGCACAAAUACGACGAUAACGGUAAAAAUACUCUUUAUUAUUUUUUGACAAAAAAAUUUUCUUGCAAAAAUACUAAUAAAAACACUUGUAAAAAGGUUUUGUAUAUGCUUUAUGCUUUAAAUGCAUGUCUUGAAUAAAAGAAAGACUAAGGAAUGAAAGAAUAAUUAUAUUGCACGUAUUUUUUCGAUUUUACAUGUACUUUAAAAAGUAAAAACUAGAUAAAUAUCUUUUCUGAAACGAUUAUCAAACCAUUGAGUAGAUAUAUCAAACCAUUGAGUAGAUAUAUCAAACCAUUGAGUAGAAAAUAGAAAUAUGCAUAUUUUUAUAAACACCGGCUUUUAUACAAAUAUAAAUAUAAAUAUAAAUGGAAAUAAACGUCUUGGUUUUAUAAAUAUGGCGGCAUAUGUUUUUAAUUCCUUGAUUUGACUUUGUGGAGAAUUUGAAAGUUUUUAUUUAACGAUAACUUCGAUAAGAAUUUGCAAUUCUGCGUUUUCGUGAUAUAGUUUAACCAUUGUAAUAGGCAAUUCCAGCUUUUAAUUUAUGCGUGCAGGGGGUGAUGGGAAGUGAGGUAUCAUGUUGCUGACUAUGCUGAAAAAAUAAAAAUUGAGUGCCCGUGUAAACACGGAGUGAUAGCUUAUACUUGUAAAUAUUGAAAUAUUUACAAGUAUAAUUCGGCAGUUUUUAUUGAAAUUUUUCAGCAUAAUCAGCAACAUGAUAUUACGAAAGUCACCGAACUGUGGAAUCGCAUAAAAAAUUCGUAUAUCGACCACUCCCACAAACGUCUACGACCGCGCCUACAUAGU
Molecule: messenger RNA, 8984 nt
Organism: Paramuricea clavata
Lineage: Eukaryota; Metazoa; Cnidaria; Anthozoa; Malacalcyonacea; Plexauridae
Source: the annotation of a GenBank genome assembly